Messenger RNA from Coregonus sp. 'balchen', 4349 nucleotides. The record is from the annotation of a GenBank genome assembly. Lineage: Eukaryota; Metazoa; Chordata; Actinopteri; Salmoniformes; Salmonidae.
AAAUGGUUCCAUCAAAUCUUGGGGAAGAAAUGUCUACUGAAGUAGUUUUACCACCUGAGUGGGAGGACGAUGAACGGAUGAAUUUCCUGUUCUCUGACUUUAAAGAGAACCGAGAUGUCAGCACAACAGAUUGGGACAGUAAAAUGGAUUUCUGGACAACACUCAUUCUUAAAAUCUGCAGGAGUCGCGGAACCGUCUGUGUUCAUUUGCAGGAGCUGAACAAGAUUUUUCAGAGAAAGGGAAUUAUGCCUUUGGGUUUGGGUACUGUCAUUCAGUGCAUGGCCAGGUAUAAUAUCAAUGAAAUGCCAUCUUCUAAAGUGUGAGCAAAAUAUAGCCUACUUAAAAGUGCCCUAGUCCCACUUUCCUUACCUGACUGUACUUGUUUGUAUUUCUGGCAGGUGUGGAAAGAUGCAAAGGGAGUCAGAGUUUGCAGCAAAUGUAGACUGUGGGUGGGUGUCUUGGGGUGUUGGUCUGUUGCUGGUGAAGCCUUUAAAAUGGACAUUUUCAACUCUUCUGGGUAGCAGUGGGGUUACUUUGAAGGAGUCGUUUGUCGUCAUCGAACUAGUAAAGGUGUGCAUUAUUAAUUAAUUCAAAACAUGUUAACGGGCAACUAGCAUUUAACACUAACCUCUUACUUAUGUUCUGUAUGUUUCCUCCAGGAGAAGGCAGCAGAAUUGCUUGGUGUCUACCGGAGCUCCCAAGUGGCCAACCACUCUCUCCUGUCCUUCCAGGAGCUCCGUACACUGUCGUCCGAUGUCUGUGUUGACGAGAGUACCCUGUGUAUGGCUCUGCUACAGCUGCAGAGGGAGAAGCAGGUGACAGUAUCACUGCAUGAAGGCGAGAAGGUGAGGAUAAUAGAAUCAUUAAUUUAAGUGAGCAUAUUAUUACAUGUACAGUCGUGGUCAAACGUUUUGAGAAUGACAGGUAUUGGUCUUCACAAAGUUUGCUGCUUCAGUGUUUUUAGAUAUUUUUGUCAGGUGUUACUAUGGUAUACUGAAGUAUAAUUACAAGCAUUCCAUAAGUGUCAAAGGCUUUUAUUGACAAUUGCAUUAAGUUUAUGCAAAGAGUCAAUAGCUGCAGUGUUGACCCUUCUUUUUCAAGACCUCUGCAAUCAGCCCUGGCAUGCUGUCAAUUAACUUCUGGGCCACAUCCUGACUGAUGGCAGCCCAUUCUUACAUAAUCAAUGCUUGGAGUUUGUCAGAAUUUGUGGGUUUUUGUUUGUCCACCCGCCUCUUGAGGAUUGACCACAAGUUCUCAAUGGGAUUAAGGUCUGGGGAGUUUCCUGGCCAUGGACCCAAAACUUCAAUGUUUUGUUCCCCGAGCCACUUAGUGAUCUCUUUUGACUUAUGGCAAGGUGCUCCAUCAUGCUGGAAAAGGCAUUGUUCGUCCCCAAACUGUUCUUGGAUGGUUGGGAGAAGUUGCUCUCGGAGGAUGUGUUGGUACCAUUCUUUAUUCAUGGCUGUGUUUUUAGGCAAAAUUGUGAGUGAGCCCACUCCCUUGGCUGAUAAGCAACCCCACACAUGAAUGGUCUCAGGAUACUUUACUGUUGGCAUGACACAGGACUGAUAGUAGCGCUCACCUUGGUGCCCCAAACAAUCGUAAAGGGGAUUCAUCAGAGAAAAUGACUUUACCCCAGUCUUCAGCAGUCCAAUCCCUGUACCUUUUGCAGAAGAGAAGUGGCUUCCUUGCUGCCCUUCUUGACACCAGGCCAUCCUCCAAAAGUCUUCGCCUCACACCUGCCUGCUGCCAUUCCUGAGCAAGCUCUGCACUGUUGGUGCCCCGAUCCAGCAGCUUAAUCAACUUUAGGAGACGGUCCUGGCGCUUGCUGGACUUUCUUGGGCACCCUGAAGCCUUCUUCACAACAAUUUAACCUCUCUCCUUGAAGUUCUUGAUGAUCCGAUAAAUUGUUGGUUUAGGUGCAAUCUUACUAGCAGCAAUAUCCUUGCCUGUGAAGCCCUUUUUGUGCAAAGCAAUGAUGACGGCACGUGUUUCCUUGCAGGUAACCAUGGUUAACAGAGGAAGAACAAUGAUUUCAAGCACCAACCUCCUUUUAAAGCUUCCAGUCUGUUAUUCUGACUCAGUCAGCAUGACAGAGUGAUCUCCAGCCUUGUCCUCGUCAACACUCUCACCUGUGUUAACGAGAGAAUCACUGACAUGAUGUCAGCUGGUCCUUUUGUGGCAGGGCUGAAAUGCAGUAUAAAUGUUUUUUGGGGAUUAAGUUCAUUUUCAUGGCAAACAGGGACUUUGCAAUUAAUUGCAAUUCAUCUGAUCACUCUUCAUAACAUUCUGGAGUAUAUGCAAAUUGCCAUCAUAAAAACUGAGGCAGCAGACUUUGUGAAAAUGAAUACUUGUCAUUCUCAAAACUUUUGACCACGACUGUACAGUAACUCAUACCAUUAUCCAUGAGCUUUCACACAGAUUGUUUUGAGGAUAAUGUCACUGUAUCAGGGUUGCAUUGAGCCAAUGUUUUUUUUUUUUGUCUGUACAGAUUGUGAAGUUUUCUCAGCCAGGACAGGAUCAUGUGUCUCCUGUCAGUGAUGUAGACCUAGGCAUCUACCAGCUGCAGCACAGUGAGAGACUGCUUGAAGAGAGGGUGGAGGCAUUGGGACUAGAGGCAGAGAAGUGCGUCCCUGACACACCAUUAAGUGUUGUCUCGUGCAGUGCAGUGUCUUCAGUCUGAGAAAUAAAUGUGAUGUUAUAAGAUUGUGUGUGAUUUCUGCUUGUGCUGUGUUAUCUGUUUGUAGGUGCAAAGAAGAAGCUAGGGUGUUGCUGCGGGAAGGGAAGAAAUCUCAGGUCGAUUUACAAUCCUAUGAUCCUGUGUUGACUUUUUGUCUUUCACCAACUCAAAUGCUGUCUGGGAAACCUCAAUUAAUUUCUCUCCCCCAGGCCCUGAGGUGUUUGAGAAGCCGAAAGAGAGUCGAGAAGAAAGCAGACCACUUAUAUGCCCAGCUGGAAAAUGUGAAGGGAAUCCUGGACAGGAUAGCAAACUCACAGACAGACAAACUGGUGAGUAUGCACUUGAUACAUUGACAUUCAAAUAUCUAACAAAACAGAGCAAGCUAAAGUUAGCCUAAAAGUACAAUGUGGGUAAUUUGUGGCCAAUGUUAUCGCUCUCCUAAGUCCCACAUACAGGAACUAAGGUCCUGUGUUCUCUUUAUAUCAAUCUUUCUGCAUGCCUCUAUAGGUGAUACAGGCGUAUCAGGCUGGAGUGUCAGCCCUGCGACUCUCUUUGAGGGAUGUGACCGUAGAAGGAGCUGAGAGCCUUGUGGAUCAAAUCCAAGAGGUCAGACUCUUCUUUACCGGGACUGCAUUUAGAUACUAUUAUUGAGCUGUUGCAUGUCCACACCAGUCUAAAUGUAUUUUCUCACUGUUUGAUAUUACAGUUGUGUGACACUCAGGGUGAAGUUAACCAAAUUCUGGCAGGUGGAGCGCUCAACUCAAGUAUGUCCUAUUCCAUAUUAUACAGCUACUUAGUUGUAGUGCCAAACUGAGCCAAUUUCAUAAUCAAAGUGCCAAAGUCCAGAGGGACUGACAAAUGAUCCUAUUCCUAUUUGUUUAGCGGAUGCAGACGGGCUGGAGGAUGAGCUAAGAUCUUUAUUGGAGAACUCUACUCUGGAUUGGCCUUCCACGCUACCUGAAGUAUCGUCACACCCUCUUUCACCUGUCAGGGAAUCUGGUUCCUUUUGUGAUGAUCUGCUGAGCGCUUUGCCCUCAGUCCCUCAAAGCCACUUCAAUAUCACAGAUGAUGAACUGGACAAAGAGUGUAGUCGCAUAACCCUUGCAAAUACAGGUAUGCCUCUGUCUUGUUCCUUUAUCUUUCAAAUACUACCACAAAAGAGGCUACUGAAGUAACCUUUGUUUACUCAUCACUCCCUAUAGGUCUUCAACAAAAAUAUCAUACCUCUCCAGUGAAGAGGGCUGAGCCUGCACAGUGACAACGCUAAUAAAAAUAUGUCAACUGCAAUAAUGAGCCCUGACCCUAAAAGAGUGUCUGGACAUGGUGAUCAAAAAUAAUUGGGUGUUGUCAUUUGUAACAGGUCUGUGAUCACUGAUCAGGGACUUCCUUUUUAAAUGCACUUAUACAGGGGCGUCAAACUCAUUCUAGUGAUUGCUGGUUUUCUUUAUUAACUUUCAGUUAAGACCUAGACAACCAGGUGAUGGGAGUUCCAUACUAAUUAGUGACCUUAAUUCAUCAAUCAAGUACAAGGGAGGAGCAAAGACCCGAGGCCCUCUGUGGAAUGAGUUUGACACAUGCACUUAUAGAUGGCCUUUGUAAGUUUAUGUAUCACUCAAUCUAAUAAAUAUAUCGGUAACAAUUAUGAUGCCAAAUUAUAUAAAGCCACUAUUUC